Cylas formicarius (sweet potato weevil) is the source of this 894-nucleotide messenger RNA. Its product is annotated as trypsin-7-like. The transcript has 6 exons. The coding region runs from base 89 to 874 and encodes 261 amino acids. NCBI's taxonomy places the organism in Eukaryota, Metazoa, Arthropoda, Insecta, Coleoptera, Brentidae. The record is from RefSeq and is a predicted model, not a curated record. Gene Ontology annotation, biological process: proteolysis. Gene Ontology annotation, molecular function: serine-type endopeptidase activity.
UUUAAAUCAAGCAAUCUGAAUUUAUUGAUAAGAUUAUUUAAACGACCGGCAAACCAUUCGAACAGUCAGUUGCAGGUAUCGUUUAAUCAUGGCCCUUUCAGCAGUCGUUAUUUUUUUUGUGCUUGCUAGUGCAUAUGCGAUUCCAGCCCCAAGGGUUGUGGGCGGUGUGAAUGCCACCGAGGGGGAAUUUCCGUUUAUGGUGCAACUCAGAGAAUAUAACAGUACGGUGUUCGAUUGUUGUGGAACCAUCAUUGGGAAACGCUGGAUCUUAACUGCAGGCCACUGCGUGGAUGAUGAAUUAACGGUUCGUUACGGCACAAUCCACUUUGGCCAAGAAAGUUUCGAUCCCGAGUACGACAUAAAAGUUAAAAACGUGUAUCCCCAUCCAGAAUUCGAGAAUUAUGAUGAAGUUACGUGGACGUCGAUAAUAUGGCAUUUCUCGAACGAUAUCGCACUCUUUGAGCUCGAAAAAGAUUUGCCCUACGGUCCCAAUGUUCAACCAGUUGCCCUUCCAGAGCAAGACGCACCGGUGCCUGUUAAUGCCACCGGAACACUAAUCGGCUGGGGAUAUGUUGACAGUCGCUUCGAUCUUCCCGAUACUCUUCAAAAGGUCGACCAAACCAUCUUCGACAACACGUACUGUGAAAGCCGCUUCAAAAAAGACGAUCCUUUCAACGGCACCCAAAUGUUAUGCGGAGGUGACCUUGAAGAUAAAACAGGACAGUGCAAUGGUGACAGUGGCGGACCACUCAUAGUUGAUGAUGUGCAAAUUGGCAUAGUUUCAUGGUCAGACAAGCCAUGUAUCACGGGUCCGGGUGCGUUUACGAGAAUUUCGAUUUAUCGUGAUUGGAUUAGAAAUGUAACGGGCAUUUGAAGAAUAAAAUAGAUAUAUGU